Molecule: messenger RNA, 330 nt
Organism: Purpureocillium lilacinum
Lineage: Eukaryota; Fungi; Ascomycota; Sordariomycetes; Hypocreales; Ophiocordycipitaceae
Source: RefSeq, a predicted model, not a curated record
AUGCGCAUAUACAUACGGAGUACGGCGCACACGCGUACAGACAGUGCAAGAGGUGGUAGCCAGCCAUCCACGGCUCCGUAUGGGGCUGGGAUGGGAGGGGAGAAGCGAGGUGUUGCUGCCAGCAGCGGACCCAACAAGGGUCAGCCAGUCAUUCAGUCAUUCAGUCAGUCAGUCAGCCAAGGGUCGUCUCAUCAGGGGGCACAGGGCCAGGGCACAGGGCAGGGCAUGGCAGGGCUUGGGGAAGGCGUGGGAAGGGAAGGCAAGGCAAGGCGAGGCAAGGCGAGGCAAGGCAGGGCCCGCGGUGGCAGACCAUCUCGGUUACCUGCCUGA